Molecule: messenger RNA, 1528 nt
Organism: Trichomycterus rosablanca
Lineage: Eukaryota; Metazoa; Chordata; Actinopteri; Siluriformes; Trichomycteridae
Gene: tmem79a
Product: transmembrane protein 79a
Exons: 4
Coding region: 1-1086 (361 amino acids)
Biological process (GO): regulated exocytosis
Cellular component (GO): trans-Golgi network membrane; lysosomal membrane
Source: RefSeq, a predicted model, not a curated record
AUGUUUGAAGGAGACCAGGAGACAGAGACCCACGUAGGGAUGGACGAUGACGGUCACUCUCUGAACGGUCUGAACGGAGAAGAUCAGCUUCAUGAUGUACACGGCUGGAUGGACGUGAUGCAGGACGUGGCAGAUGAAGGACGGUUGGAGAACAGGGUGAUGGGUUGGGAGAGCAGGACGGAGAGUGAGAGACACCUGGACGACGAUGAAGACAACAGAGAUUAUGGAGAUGACGGAUCUCUGGCUGAUGAUGAGGAGGAGGAGGAUGGUGAUGAUGACGAUGAUGAUCACCAGGGUCAUGAUGGUGGUGAUGAAGAUGCACGAAUGUUAGGAAAGAGUUUCUCCUUCACUCCCCAAGUGACCAUCGUCAGAACAACAGCCGAAAAACAGAACCCACACGAUGAUGUCAGAACCAAUGAUGCCAACAUCUGUCUGGAAGAAACGAAGAAAAACAAAACAGAUUUUUCCAAAGAACGGUGUGGCGGUGGGUGUGGCGGUGAGCUGCUGAUGUCGGGCGUGGCUCUGGUAGCGGGUGCUCUCCUGUUCCCUCUCCUGGUGUGGGGGGGUUACGAGCUCUUACCCUUCGAUUCGCCGGCGGUUGGCGACGCCCCCUACAGGCUGGUGUACACCCUGCGCUGUUCCCUCUUCGCCUCGCUGCCCAUCGUACUGGGCGUGUUGGUGUAUGGCGUCUCCAGGCUGAGGUUCAUCUCCAUGACUCCCAUGUUCGAGGGGAAGCGAGAAGACGGCGACGCCCUGCUCCACAUGAGCUUCGUCCGAGACUCCAUACACCUCCUCCUGAUCUUCUUCAUUCAACUGAGCGUCACGUCCACCUACGUCCAGCAGGGGGCGCUGAGGGUGGUGCCGCUGCUCACCGUCGUCUUCUGCUUCGGCAGGUUGAUCUACUGGGUGGCGCUGUACUUCAGGAGCAGUAUCCGGGCGCUGGGAUUCUCUCUCUCCUUCCUCCCUGUACUGGUGCUACUGGGAUUUAACCUCUUCUACAUCUGCUCAUCCACUGAUGAGGGGGCGGUGUUCCACGUAGCCACGCCCACCACAGCCCCGCCCCCUAGAGCCCGCUGGUGGGGGUGAAGACUGAUGCUAAUACGCUCACGGACUCGGUCGAUCACGACUCAGGAGGCACACUGAGUGUCUGGAGUACAUGCAGAAGGUGGAUUGGCUGCUCUGAACUGAGGUGCUGGUGCAGUGCAUUAUGGGUAGUAUACAUACACACUCUACUAGGAACAGUCCAGUGUUUAACAGCCAUUAUUAGCAGCCAAUUCACUGUUAGCAUAGCAUGCUCUUUAACCUGAGUCAGUUAGCAUAGCAUGCUAUUUGCACCAGAGACAUAAAAGCUAUAAGAGGUGUCUGAGGGAGGGCGUGGUCUCCUGGGUCUCUGUAUAUAUAUAUAUAUACAGUAUAUAUAAAUAUAUAUAUAUAAUAUGAUGUUAUGAGUUUGUCUCACCUGAAGGUGGCGCUGAUGAGUUUCUGUAUGAAGCUUUUAUUAAGUGUAAAUAAAUAUUCCUUUUAUUUG